Lytechinus variegatus (green sea urchin) is the source of this 7209-nucleotide messenger RNA. Its product is annotated as synaptopodin 2-like protein. Gene Ontology annotation, molecular function: actin binding. Lineage: Eukaryota; Metazoa; Echinodermata; Echinoidea; Temnopleuroida; Toxopneustidae. Gene Ontology annotation, biological process: positive regulation of actin filament bundle assembly. The record is from RefSeq and is a predicted model, not a curated record. The transcript has 7 exons. The coding region runs from base 1265 to 3817 and encodes 850 amino acids. Gene Ontology annotation, cellular component: Z disc; nucleus; actin cytoskeleton.
UGCCUGUGGGGGAAAAACUUUUGUAUGACUAAUACCAAGUAGUUGAUAAUACAAUAUUUGAGAUCUGCCUCCAUGCCAAAGCCAUACAAGGCUCACUCGUGUCAGGGUAUCCGAUAGACGAAGUGGACCCUCGAAAGAGUGCUCGGAUGAGAACAUUGUGUGGACAUCGGUGGAGUUCAGCCUACCAGAAUGAGGACAUGAGGGUAUCGUUGAUUAAAUCAUCCAUCACUAAACAAACUCGUCAUUCCUAUUGGCUUAGAUUGGACCCCGUCUCGUCGUUUUUGAGUGAGAUACGUACCACAUACCUCAAACAGGAGCUCGAAUCCAUCGAAUUUUGAGAUACCGCCAGAAAAUAGCAUCGAUUGAUGAGGUGGAACACUCAGACAUCUUUCGCUCGUCAUCGAGAAGUCGGCCAUAAAAUCUUGAUGUUCUAUUUAGAUCUUCGAAGGCUGUAAUUAAUGAGUCAUUUAAUGGUUUAUCAAGGACUGGGAUAGGUUAUUUACGACUCUAUCGUUCUGUCAUCGAAUUGUAUCGACGUUGAUUGCUUUUCGCAGUUUUCGAAGACGGAUCAACCUAAACAUUGACUAGUCCUCCUUUCAAAUCUGGGUCAUGUUACGUGAAAAUUACAGAGAAGAAAAAAGAUGAUGCUUUGGAAUCUACCAAACGAGCUUAUAAAUCGGAAGGAUGUUGCCGCUACAGGGUAGUAGAAUGUUUUGGAUUAGAUCAAGUUCAGCGUGAUGCGAAAGCAUUCUUAUUUAGACUGUGUGUCUAUUCUCAUAUUAUUCGCAUCAUAAUAUAAUCCUAGAAGCCUCGUAGACUCGCACGAUUUGGUGAACGAAUUAUAUCUACAUAGACCAAACAUCACAUUGUAGAAUACUUAGGAAGUUUAAAGAGACACCUGUAAACUAUGAGUUGCUCGCUCAUUCUGUUGGAGAAGACGUGUUUAACUUGCCAUGAUUCUGUAAUGUAAUGUUCCCAUCGUUCAUCUCAAGAUGUCAUGUCGUUAUACCUGCAACAUAAUGCAUUGGUAACGGAUACUUCGGGAAUUGUCAUUUACUUUCCCUGAUCGUAUAUUUUUUUUAUUGUACGUUUCGCCGAGGACUUGUUUGUUGAUUAAAAUGCCACAAUUUUAAUUCACGAAGAUUAUCAAGUUCUGAUAUCAGGUAAAAGUUCAAACGUGAAGAGCGCAUCAUCCUCAAGACAUAUCUUUGAAGGAUUAAUUUCUCACUUAUUCGGAGUUACCUGUUGGGGAUUCGAACCAAUCAUGAGUCGCCACGAAAGGGUGAUCCCUCUACCAAAUCUCGCAGGGGGGUACUCGCUUACCCUCUCUUCCAAAGAUUCCAACACCCUUGUGAUUCGGCUGGUCCCCGAUGAGGAGGUGGAUACCAGUGGUACCCUUGGCCAGGACACCGGGGGAGGAGGAGGAUGGUAUGGGUACGGGGAUGUCAACGCCAAUGAUAGCUUCGAUAGCGGUUACCAAGGAUACACACCCCCUCGGAAUAGGAACAUCAGCCGGCCAACUUACAUUGGUUUUAAGAACGGACUUAACAAUGGGUAUUACUCCUUACCGAUUCGCAAGAAGAGCAAGGCGGACUACGCCGAUCUCCAGGAAGGGGACCGUGUUCUGUCGAUCAAUGGGAAAUCGGUUAGGAACACUGCCCGCGAUGUCGCCAUGGCAUACAUCGACGAGACCGAUGACUCACUCGACCUCGAAAUCGUCAGAACAAGAAGUGCCAACCCAAGAAUUCAAGACAGACAGAUGAAUCAAGAAAAACAAAGUUCAGACCGGCGGAUGUCGAACAGCGGCGGCGCGGUCCGUAAGGUCACGACGACAACGACACGAAUCAAGACGACUAAAGACGGGGAACGACUGCAGGAGACGGUUACGAAGACCGUGAUGGAAUCGCUGGACGGCGAGGCGCCGAAAACCGUAGCGCAGACGACGACAGAACGCAACGAUAUGGCGGGACCGGUGCGCAAGCCGAUUGGUGGAAUUGAGCACACCGCGCCAAUCAAGAUGGAUCAUGGGAGGCGUACCAGUGACGUCAUCAUCACGCAUCCACAGAAAUCGGCUUCUGAUCGAGCACGGAUAUCGGGCAAUGUAGACAACUCAUCGAGGUCAACAACAUGGCAGUCCACACAGCGACAACCAUCGUCAGCCAAACAGCAACCCAUCUAUCAACAGACACAACCUCAACAACGACAGCAGCCGCAUCAAGCGCGGUUUCAGCUACCGCAGCAACCACAACCGCAGCAAGCGCGGUUCCAGCUACCGCAGCAACAACAACCGCAGCAGAAACCAAAGUCAAGAUUUGAGAUGCCCAAACCAUCCACCAACCCACGCUAUUCGGCUCCGGGUCCGAAAACCGACUUCGCUCUCCAGUACGGGAAACCGUCACCGCUGCAGAAGAGCAAAAAACAGCCGACAUACGAACCGGUCAGCAUUAUGCAGUCCAAGCCUUCCGGUAAAGCUGCCGGGGUCGGACGGGAACUUACGAUCACCUUUGCCAUGCCUGAUGAAAACACAAAGGUGGACUUCGGCAGCCCCCCUCAGUCACCAAGCGGUAUGUCUGUAGAUAGUGGUGUGCCUCCUGAAUCGCCUCUUACACCGAAGAAACAUCUCGAAGAAGAGGAGGAAGAGACUGAUGUCUAUAAAGAUCCUAGUAUCAUCCUUCGCAGCCUUGCUAAGGACCAGCCUGCCGCUGAGCGUAAAGAUCGAUUACAGCGUCCGUACUCGGAACCAGCGGGGCGAGUCAGCGAAGAUCCCGAGCCCGAAGUCUCAAUUGUCGAGAAAAGGCGAGCAUGUAAAACAAUCGCAGAUCUUCUGAUGUUUCCCAAGAACAAGCAGGCCAAAGGCGCAAGGAUGUUCGCCAAGCGUCGGAAGCGCAGUGCCAGGUACACGAUUGAAGCAACCGGGCAGAAGGACUCCGAUGAAGAUAGCGAUGGAUCUUCCACUGGGGAGUCUGGAGCUGCGAUUAUCACCAUCAAGGCCGCUCCACCGCCACCACCACCAAUGUCGAAUGGGGUAAUUCCGAUUCCACCACCGCCGCCUCCUGGAGGAUUCACACAGCGUAUCAAGGUGGAACCGACGAAUUUCAAUGUCAAGUUGAAGAGCAAAGCAAAGUGCGAUCACACUGCGGUGUCGCCGAAGCAGUGUCUGGUCCUUGCCGAUGGUCUCAAGUCACACUCAGGCAGAGCAGCAGAGAUGUUUGAAAAGAGGAGAUUAAGAUCAGAACAAUUUGUCCUUGACGAGUCGACGAUGAAGCAUCCAGCACCAACUCCCUUUAAGAAGCCACCGGGACCGCAGACCUCGGCGAAGCCAGAGAAGAAGGUAUCCCCUUGGGAGGCUGCAGAAAAAUCGCCGUUUGGAUGUAUCACGCAUGCCUUUCCGAAAAAAGAAGUGAAGAUUCCUCCUCCGACUCAGGCCAAACCAAAACCAGUUGUACAGCCACCUUCAGAUCCACGAAUCAAGCCUGGUUUCAAAGCCAACCGCGACUUCCCUAAGUACCCAGGAUCCCAGCAUGUAGAACCAGUACCACUCAAACAAGGGCCAACGCUCCCUAAAACCAACUUUAAGGACUUUAAUGUCAAGCCACGCGGUUGGGGUGUGUCAUCUAAUGGAGAUAACCGAUCUGGGUCCCCGGCUUCGUUGAACUCUGAAGGGUCGAUCGGUAGAGGUCAAGGUCAAACCAGAUCACUUAAAUACAGCGGUGGUUUCAACGACUUCAACCCCAAACCAAAGUCGUUUGGCUUUGAUUCGCCAAGGCAUGGCGCGCUUUCACCAACGGUGUCACUAGCCGAGAGCGAUGAUUUAUAAAUGUACCUUCGCAUCCAGAGCAUUGAGGAUAAACAGAACAUUUGGAUGGGCGAUUUCAAACGAAUUGGAAAUCGCGAAUUGGACUCAUAAUUCGUCCACUUUGAACUUGUGAACUCGUGAAUUUAAAAAAAAAUGUGUUUAUUGAAAAAUAAUUAACAUCUCUAUGUAUAGUGUUACAAGGUCAAUACUAUGCAAUAGAAAAAUAGUUCAUCUUUUAUCUGAUGGAUACGAAUAUUCAUGAUCAUUGUGCAUUAUAAUCCUUUUAAAAAGGCGCUAUAGAGUAGUUUAAUGAUCAUCCUUCAUCGUCUAAAAAGUGAAUAAUUAUCUUUACAUGUCUUUAAUUGAUACCAGCCACAGAAUAUGAUAAAUAUUAAGCUUCAUGCUUUGACUGUAAAAAAAAGUAUGAUAAAUUAACAGGCCCUCAGGGUCUUCCUCAUGAUAACGUCCUUAACCACAGGUCAAACAAAAUUACAUAUUUAGCCAGACAAGAUACAUGUAAAAUGUCAAGUACAUACGUUUGUGAGCGUUUUGUUUAGCCACAAACAUAGGGGCUGUCGUUAGGGUUACCCUAAACUAUUCUCCCAAUCACCAGAUAUAUAUUUAAGAAUGUCUAAAUAUUUGUUUAGAUAUCAAUAUAGAAUAAUUUUGUGGAUUUCCCACGUUGCUAUGAAACAUACAUAUUUAUUUGCAUAAUUCUAUAAAUAAUAUGUGAACUGUUAAUUGACCGAUAUAACUGUAUUAUCUCCAUCGCGCUUAAGCUUUCAAGGAUAAGUUAGUAACAUGCAUUGAUACAUUUUUUCGUGAGUGUACAUAUUUAGUGUGUGCUUGUUCAAGGAGAUUGGUUGUUCCUUGGGUGUGUCUAGAUUUUAUUCAUUAUCUUUGUGUAACUAUCGUGCAUCGGGGGUUUCAAAAUUUCGGUUGCGAUGAGUACAGAAUAUUAUGUAAGUGUAUGUGUAAUCAAGUGUCGUGCAUCUCGAGGAUGGACUAAUCGGCCUUGCAUUUGGCCUCAGAUUGUCUGGUCUCGGUCUUGGCCUUAGUCUUGGUCCCGGUCUUGGUCUCUUCUCUGGCCCUGCGCGCAACACUGUUGUGAUCAUAAUCAAAGAAUGUUAGCGCGGAGAUUGCAAAUCAUCGUGUUUCUUUCUGCGCUACAUUCACCUUAGCUUGGUCACGACUUUUCGUUCUGAUGCGAUGGUAUGCGGUAAAUAACAAAUAAAAGAGGAAAAAUAGAAUACUAUGACUGCUUGAGUAGCGUGGAGCCCGUUAUAAAUUGAAUAUCAUUAUACAGAUUUUUAAUAGAUUAGGACAGUUCAGUCAAUCAACAUUUACCUUUUGUGGGAUACGAAGAAAUAUCCGAUAUGCUUUAACAUCAUGAUCACGAAACGAAAAAAUCUGCUUGAUGGUGAUAUUUAUGCCCUAUUAACAGAUUUUAGCAAACUGCCGCAGUAAAUUUCAGAAAAUUACUUAUUUGGCCAAUGAUAUUGUUUUGUGUUGAUUUAUCUUAGUCUUUGCAUUUGGGAUGAAUAUCAGUAAGGUUCAAUUCAAGCAACAUUGUUUCAAACAGGAACUAUAGAAAUGCACGUUAUCAUAAAAUAUUCAUGUAGUACUUUAAUAAAAAUUUUCUUAAAACAAACUCUAACGUGAUUAGAAUUUUUUGCAAGGCCCAAGCCCGUGAUUAUUUUUAAAGGCAAUUUGAAUGAUUAUGAGGAAAUUCAGAAAUAUAGCUAAAAUAUCAUGUUCCAUCGUGCAAUGGAGUUGAUCGUUGCUAAACCCUAUAAACAAUCUUUCAGAUAUUGUAACAUUAUUGCAUAAUGUGUGUGUGUAUACUAGUCGUGUCCGAGUAUUAUAGAGGCGCUAUUAAUUAAUUCGGACUAUGCACAAUAUGACAGCUUAGUCGUAAAUUUAUUUGAUCAGACUGAAUAUAGUGCCUUUUAUUGGUGAUGAUAAUGAUGCCUUUAUAGUAAAAAUAUAAAGAUGUGAUUUAUAUUUUACGUUCUUGUACAGAUAAAAAGCUCGAGUUUAUUAUUUCAAACUGCACUAUCUUAAAACAAAUGUACUCACUAAAUUAUCAUGUUGUGUAUUUAGAUUCUUGCUCCUAAUUUGCCUAUGGACAUGCUGUACAUUUGAAAAUAAAACAUCUUUAUUUAUUUGCUUUUGAUGCUUGGAAGAUGAUGGUUUGGAAGUAAAUGUUAUAUAAUUUGUAUACAUCACCUGUCUUAUUACGAUACCCUUUGUCUUUGUAAAGCAUAAGCUUGUCUCGAGAUAAAGUUAUAAUUAUUUUAGAUAGAAAUUUAUUUCAUUGCGUCUUGCACAUAAGAAGCAAUACAAGGUUCCUCGUGUGCUUUGACUACCAAUCUGUCGGAAAAAAUACUGUUGUAUGAUGUUGUUCUGCAACAAAUGGCGAUACAAAGCUUUUCUUCCAGUAAUGUCCCAUCCUUAAGUCAUAAUGUCUUCAUUAAUGUAUUUAUGAUAGAUACACUAAAAAUGGUUUUAGCAUGUUUAGAGAGUGGCGUCAAUAUGCCGUCGUUUCAUACUGAAAAACUCCGUUGGUAUUUUUUUCUCUGAAAACCAUUACAUCGGCGACACGGGAUUUUUUCCUCACUUGUAAGUAAAACUUAAUAGCAUGUGAUCAAGCCACGUAGUAAUUAAGAUACAAUUUUAACAUGUAACAGAGAAAGUAAACUCUGAAUUCGUCUUUGUCUUUGGUGAUCAAGCCAAUUUAUGUGUUAUAGUUUUAACGUCAAUAUAGUGAAAUAAAUGGUAAGGUAUGGUAGAACGCACUUUUGUGGAUUAAAACACAGUUUAAAACCGCAGGUGCGCCUCUUUGGAGCCGUUUAACAAUGGGUAUAUCACGUAAAAGGUUUUAACAUAGGGUUCGCAUGGAUAUUGUCGCAUGCCCCACCGUUGGUCAAACAAUUUACCACAGUGUGGACAUGCCGCACUGGGUCCUAAGGCAGAGCUGGAAUAUUCCCUAUUUGUAAGGUUGACAGAUGAUGGUUGGUAGCUGUAUACAAUCGUCUAAUCAAUGUGUUAUUAUGGCAAGUGUGAUGUUAAUCACUUCAUUUAGUAUUUAUCAUGUUUCUAGUUUGAAGGUAAAAGUCUAUUUAUAUGUGCAUCAUAUUCUUUCCGAUAGUGAAUACGUUUUCGAGAUAAAACCAAUGUGAACGAGACAAUACCCAUUUAAGCCAGUGGUGACACCUAAAUUUAGGUUACAAAAUCAUGUUUGGAUGCACGUCUCUAGAAUUAUGACUUCAAAAUGUUCAAGAAACUUUCUGUGUAAUGCCUAUUUUUUAUUUCUUUUGGUAUAAGCUUCACAUUGUGUAGCUUCAUCAUAGCUAGGAGAUUUGAAUCAUUACAGUCGUUUUGAAUUUUGGAGUGAAUAAACUUUGAAGAAA